Molecule: messenger RNA, 363 nt
Organism: Blepharisma stoltei
Lineage: Eukaryota; Ciliophora; Heterotrichea; Heterotrichida; Blepharismidae
Source: the annotation of a GenBank genome assembly
AUGGGCUUUAUAGGCACAAAAGCUUCUGGAGGCUUUAUUUUUAGCAGAGGAUGCACAUGUUCAGUAUUUUUUUCGCAAAUUUCACACAUGUUUAUAUUACAAAAUUUGCACUCAUAUUUCACUCCAUGUACUAUAAACCCACAAACUGAGCACAAAUUAUUUUUAAUCCUAAUUCCAGGCUUAGGCAAAUUAUUCCCUAUAAUCUCUCGCAAAAAAUUCUGAAAAUCUGCAAUGUUAUUAUAUUCGCAUUGAGUUGAAAAAUCGCUCGUAAAUAUGGCAUCUGUGCCUUUGUCCAUAGUUAUUGAAGUCUCAGUAGAGUCUUCUUUAUAUACAAUUGAUUCAGUUUGGAUAGUCACUGAAUAA